AUGCGGAAGGAAGGAAUGGAAAAUCUAACAACUACUGGAAAGAUUGCAGGGAAAAGAAAUCGCGGUCAACAACGAAUAACAUUCGUGAAGUCCUUGUAUCACUUGUUGAAUAUCACCACAUUUCAACUACUACAAAGUGUUAAAGAUCGGGUGCUGCAGAGGUUGCAAACGAACAUAUUUCUAAUGAGGACACAGAAGACCUUAGGUAACUUGGUGGCACUCAGGUUCGUGACCAAAGUGUCAGUGGCAGAUCUUCAGUCGAAAAAAAUUUAUUACUUCCUGUGCAACUCGUGGGUCGGUCAUAAAGGCUUCAAAGGGGAGACCAUCUUGAAAACUUUCCACGUAGCAUCCAAGAUCACAACACUUAACAUCAAAUAUCUUUUCACGUCAUUCAUAGACAACCACACCAUCUUCUCGAUGUUCUGCAGUCCUGCCACUUCCCGUUUCACGAGAUUUGAAAGGGUCGGUGUCUGCAUGAACCUCCUCCUCGGCUACCUCAUGUGCAACCUUCUCUUCCUGAAAUCCAUCUCUGACGGCGAGGAUGGCGACGACGAUGACGACGGUCCCAAGUCCAUCGGACGUCUCAUGUUCAGCAUGGAAAGAAUCAAGAGUGCCUUUUACUGCACUCUGGUGAUGUUUCCUGUGACGACAGGGAUCGAGAGCAUGUUCCAAUUUGUCAUUCGUCCAAAGAUGAAGAUUGGGAUCAUUUUGGAUUGGAUGAAAAGAAGAGAAAUUCUUCAAAAAGAUCUCUUGGGAAUUACGGUCGUGGAGAACAUUAAAAAGUUCAUGCGAUCGAAAGUGUUCAAGGCCAUGCGGAAGAAGAAAAAACAAUCAGCGCAGAAUUUGCUGAACAUGCAGGCAGUGACUACAGGGGGCGGUCGAGGAACCAGGAAGGUGUUGGAGCACUACGACAGCGACUAUUUUAUAAAAGAGUACGAAUUCGAAGAUGGUAUCAUCAGGGAUACCAGAGAACUUAUCAAUCUUAAAAGAAUUUCAGAUUUGUCGCGACGAAUGAAUCUAUCCAAGAAUGCAGUGAAUGCCGUGAAAUAUAUGGACGCUGCUAACCAUAAGUCUUCCAAUGUCAUUAAGAGCAGCCUAGCGUCAAUAUUCAAGAACAAAGCUCCAACAAUUAGGUUCCAGCCUAUACACAUGCUAUCUGGCAAGAUGGACGUCUACAACGACGGCAUGAACUGGAGAACUUUCUUCAGUGAAAAUACAGCAAUCGGUCGCAACGAGUACUCGUUGAGCGAGUAUCGAUCGGAAAAAUUCGACAAUGGCUUCCUGCCAAGGUACUUCAUCGUGGUGGCUUGGGGAAUCACCAUCAGCUGCAUGAUUGCGUUUUCCAUCACUGUACUCGAAAAGACGAAUGGAAUAGAAAAAUAUGUUAUGAUUCACUGGUUCGCUGGCUGCUUCAUGUCUUUCUUCAUAGGAAUGGUCAUUGACGACCCGUUGAAAAUAAUUAUAGCCUCCUUCAUCUUUUCAAUUGUCAUCAGAAAAGUCAGGGAGCAUGGGUUCAGAAACGCAAAUUUAACAAAAUACAUGUGUUUAAGAGGUUUAGAGAAGACAAACGCCGAGCAAGACCGUGUGACAUUAAACGAGAUGCAGAACGCCCCGGAGUACAAGGUACCAAACAGAUCCCUCAACAUGCUCCUUAUAGAAGCUGAGAACAUUAGAUCGGAGUCCGUCAUCAUCAUGUUAAACUUCAUCAUCUUCAUGAUAAUCGUUUCGGUGAACGUCUGCAUAACGGCGAUACUACACAAAUAUGAAUAUUUUCUUCAAGAUGAAACGUACUACAAAAAAUUAUUUUACCAGCCAGCUUUCAGAAAAAUUCAAAGGAAGGAAGAUCUGAAAGAGUGGAUGAAAACAUACGUGAUGAAAGAAUUUUAUUCGGGAUCAAACGAAUCGUUGCUGGAAGAAGAUGAGUUGUUUCGCUACACAUCAACCCCUGGCCUCUUUUUGGCUUGCUCACCGAGGUUCAGGAGAACUACCACUGAAGGAAAUGCCUGGGCUUACUUCUUAGCCGGAGUCCUGGCAACUAGAAACGAUGGAAUCGAUCUAGGAAUCUACGAAGAAUACGCUUUAGAGAAAAUAGACGAAGUUUUCGACGGAGAUUACUUCAACACAACUUUCUACUUCAACGAGCUUGAGAUCAUUUUGUACUCCAUGUACAGUGACCUGACUGUCCUCGUUGACAUCAGAUCCUUCCUUAUGCCCGGAGGUGGAAUCCUGGUUGACGGGGAGGUCAGACCUCUUGCUGAUAGAUUGGAAAAAAUGAUAAAUCCAAUUGGUCAUCAUGAAAACAUAGUUGAUAAAGUGAGCUCAGUCUACUUGAAUUCCAGUGGUAGAGAAUGGACAAACCUCUUCCUUAUAAUCUACAUGCUCUUCAUUGUUGUACUCUGCGGGGUAACUGUUCACAACAUUGUUUAUCUUGGGGUGGCUGAGUUUUUCUCUUCGUUCUGGCACUUCCUCGAUCUCAUUGGAACGGUCUUUGGUCUUUUCGUCAUACCAUCCGCCGUGUUCAUCAUGAUCGACACGUCCAGUAACACGGAGGAUUUCAUGGAAAAUGGUUACGUUGAUGUGGUUGAGAUCGCCUUUUCUAGAUUGAUUUAUUUGUAUUUCCAGUUCAUCGAUGAGAGCGUUUCCGUCAUAUUCGUCAUCCUCCUCAUGUUCUUUCCCAUCUUUCUAGGCGCCGUCAUUUUCCUCUAUAUGUUUUACGGGAAGUAUAUGGUAUUCCUGUACACGAUAGAAUACACCAUGGUGUCUGCUGUGGUUGGAUUCACACGAGGCUACAGGUAUAACAACAUGAACAGCUUGUUUGGACUCUGCGGCCACAUACCACACGCAGCCGUUAUUGUGGCCUACACAUUAAUCGUUCAGUAUAUGUGCGCCGCGGUCGUCUAUUAUAAAGUUAAAGUAAGAACCAUGAUGAUUUUUGUCAGCAAGAAUGAUUUUGUAGUUGAAAGACUUUCUAAUGUUAGCUUAAAGAUUAAAAAUAAUUACGUAAACGACUGCACAUCCCUAGAAACUAACCCCCAAGUCCGGACUGCCCGACAGGCUUUACUUUUCGGCAUUGCUUCGUGGGUUCAGAAGAUAUUUGAAAAAUCAGAAAAAAAAUGUCAUUGUUCGCAGGCAGAAAUUAAUAAAGAGGUUUAA
Molecule: messenger RNA, 3153 nt
Organism: Helobdella robusta
Lineage: Eukaryota; Metazoa; Annelida; Clitellata; Rhynchobdellida; Glossiphoniidae
Exons: 15
Coding region: 1-3153 (1050 amino acids)
Biological process (GO): detection of mechanical stimulus
Cellular component (GO): membrane
Molecular function (GO): calcium channel activity
Source: RefSeq, a predicted model, not a curated record